CAACAACAUUGGGCACAUGUGUCAUGUGCUUUACUUAUAUUUAAAAAUUAAAAUAAAACUUGUUUUUUUUUUCAUUUGAAUUAAAUCUAUAUUGCUUAAAUAUAUAUUAAUAUUUACUUACAUAUUAUAUGAAUACCAACCAAUUUCAACCAUGAGAUUUAAUUACAAGGUAUAUUAAAAUUGUAUAAUAUAUCUAAUUUAUUGAAUUAUAAUUUUAAUUAUUGUUUAGUUUUCAAACAUUCUUGGAACGGUUUAUCGUAAAGGAAAUUUGAAUUUCACCCCAGAUGGAAAUAGUGUUAUAAGUCCAGUGGGCAAUCGGAUAUCAAAAUAUGAUCUGAAGAAGUAUUCUUUCAUCAAUUUAUUGAGUUCCGAGAAUAAUUGUUUAACUUCUAUCUUUUUUUAAUAAUUUAGUAAUACAUCGUGUACACUGCCAGUGGAAAGCUCACACAAUUAUGAACAAAUAGCCAUUUCACCAGACGGCAGUCUAUUAUUUGCUGUCAAUGAAGGUUUGUACAUAUUUCUACCAAAUUUUAUAAAAACAAAUAGGUAAUUCAGAUUUUAAUUUUACUCUUGUACCCCUAGUUGGAGAAGCGGACUUGAUAAGUUUAAUAAGCAAUAAAGUCAUACAUAAGUACCGGUUCAAUAAUAAAGUACAUCAUCUGAGUUUUAGUCCUGAUGGAAAACAUAUUGCAGCUUGUAAGCUUAAUAAAAGUAUGUACCUCACUCACAUUCUAAUUCAUUAAUUCUGUUUACAAAUUUAAAAUCAUUACGAGUGUAUUGUUAGUUUUCAUAUUGCAAACACCUGGCCACUUUCUUGGGCAGUUUAAUCAAUUUGCUUUGGAAAGAGUUUUCAGUGAUAUUCUAGGAGAUACUACGUUUGUUGCAUGGACUGAUGAUUCUAGGUAAAUAAAGUAGUACCCAUACAUUUGUAUUUAGGAGUACACGGAGUACACAUACUAUAUAUAAUGCUUACUAUAAAUUCUAUCAACAUUUCAGUAUUUUUGCAGUAGGCAGUAAAGAUGCUACAAUGAGACUAUACACAUUAGGAAAUUAUUCAAAUUUCCGUCCAUAUUCACUAACUGGACAUUCUGAUUCUAUUAUCGGAAUAUUUUUUGAAGCAAAUUCUUUAGACUUGAUGGCUGUUAGCCGGUAUGUUUUAGACCAACCAUGUUAUAAAGUAAUCUAACAUUGUUUAAUGUCCACUUUAGAAAUGGUCAUUUAACUGUUUGGCAGUGUUCACUAAGCUUAAACGAAAUGAUUACAGUUGAAAAUAUUGAUAAAAAACGAUUAAAGUUAAAUGAUGACGAUGAAGAUGAUAUUGAUAUGUCUAAAGGAGAAGACAGAGAACGUUACUUAACCGACAAAGAAGGUAUUUGAUAAAUUUAAAUGGCCUGUUAAAAAAGUACUUUUAAUUAUGUUUUGUUUAUUGUUUUAGAAAAAAACAAUAUAAAAACAUUACCCAAGGAUAGUACAAAUUUGUUAAGCUAUCGUAAAUUGUCAAGACAUUUUCUCAAUGACCACUUAAAGGAAGAACAUAGCAAUUUAAAAAUGACUGCAGCUGAUUAUCAUAAAAAAGUCAAAAUACUGGUUACUGGUUUCUCAAACGGAUCAUUUUUAAUUUUUGAAAUGGUCGGAAUAUCACUUAUUCACUCUUUAAAGUAAAGUUCUCUUUAGUAUAAAUUUAUUCCUUAUGUUAUAUUGUAUUGCUUAAUAUUAUAUAUUUUAUUAGUAUUUCAGACACCAGUAUUAGUACCAUAGUAUUAAAUAAUACCGGCGAUUGGCUUGCAAUAGGCUGUGAAGGGCAUGGUCAAUUAUUAGUUUGGGAAUGGCAGAGUGAAACCUAUGUUAUGAAACAACAAGCCCAUGGUUCUGAAAUAUCUAGUUUAACAUAUUCUUCCGAUUCUGUAUAUAUUGCCACUGGUGGUGAAGAUGGAAAAGUAUUUUAAAUUUUUAAAGAAGUCAAUCUUUGACAAUCUAUUAUAUCAAGUACUUGUUUGUCUCAACUGAAUGUCCUAUAAACUAACUUUGGUACCCUUAAAGAUAUUUAAAUUGUUAAAAUUGAUCACAACAUAUUGUACCUUAUGAACACUAAGUAGUAUUGUUGCUUAAUAUCUAUCAGAAUCAUAAAAGUUGGUUUGUGGGUUAUUAGAAUUUCGAGUAUUUUUAGUCUCUUGAUCUAGAUAUCGGACUGGAAGUUAAGAUUGGUUGGUCAAGAUGGUUAUCUUUAAAUCUCAAUGGCCGUAUAAAGAUAAAUAGUUUCUCUGUACAAUUUAAAUUAAAUAUUAUUUUUAAUUAUUAUAAUUUAUAAACUUAAUUGGAAUUGAGAAAACAAGUACCACAUAUUAUUUAUAAAUUCAUAUUCAUACAAUUUUAAUUUUAGGUAAAAAUGUGGAACAAUCAAUCAGGAUUUUGCUUUGUUACAUUUAAGGAACACACGAGUACAGUUACAGACGUAGUAUUUGCACCCAAUAAUAAAUUUGUUGUAUCCUCAUCACUGGAUGGUACUGUUCGAGCUUUUGACUUAGCGAGGUUAACAUUAAUUGUCUGUAAUAAUAAUUUUAUUAUUGUUAAACAUUAAAUUUUUUUCUUACAUAGAUAUCGUAACUUCAAAACAUUUGUGGCACUCCGGCCGGUGCAGUUCAGUUGUGUAUCUAUUGAUUCUACUGGAGAAUUUGUAGCUGCUGGUGGACAAGAUGUAUUUGAAGCAUACCUAUGGUCUAUGAAAAUUGGUAGAUUACUAGAAGUAAGCAUCAUAAAUUAUUAAAUUUAAAAAAUAAAUAUUUAUUUGGUGUUAUCCCAGGUCUUGUCAGGACAUGAAGGACCAAUAGUAAGCUUAGCAUUCAGUCCUAUAACUUCUAGUAGUACAUUAGUAACUGCUAGUUGGGAUAAAUCUUUACGUAUUUGGAAUGCUGUAGAAAAUGCAUCAGAUCAUGAAAUCGUACAACUUUUUGCUGAUGGUAAUUAUAUUAAUUAAUAAUUAUAAAACAUGUAUUAAUAGGACUAUGUGUUUAUAUUAUUUAGGUUUGUGUGUUGCAUUUCGGCCUGAUGGUAAAGAAAUAGUUGUCGCUACAUUGGAUGGUCAAUUAUUGUUUUUUGAUGUGCAAACUGCAACUCAAGUAGGAAGUAUUGAAGGCAGAAAUGACCUUGGAAGUGGUCGAAAAGAUACAGAUCUCGUCACAGCUAAAAAAAAUCUUCAAGCAAAGUAUUACAGUUUUCAUAUUUAAAAAAAUAACUAUUGUUUAUUUUUUAUUUAAAGUAAUAUUUAUUUAUUUUUUUUUUUUUUUCAGAGCAUUUAACUCAGUUUGCUAUUCAGCUGAUGGACAAUUUGUAAUUGCUGGUGGCCAGUCGAAAAAUGUUUGUAUCUAUAAUGUUGCUCAAGGUAUUUUAUUAAAGAAAUUUGAGAUUACACAGAACCAAUCAUUUGAUGCUGUUCUUGUGAGUAACAACAAUUUAUUUUACAUAAUUUUUAUGAAAUUGGUUGGUAUCAAAAUUAUACAUAUUAUAACGUAUAUUAAAUAUUAAUAGGAAGUUAUCAACCGCCGUAAAAUGACAGAAUUUGGUAACAAAGACCUAGUUGAAGAGCGGGAAACAAGAGAAGGAGGAAAUGUUAGGCUUAAAUUACCUGGUGUCCAAAAAGGCGAUUUGGCUGCAAGAACUUUUAAACCAGAAGUUAAUGUUUUUGAUGUUAAGUUUUCUCCUACUGGUAAUAAUUUUUUUUUUCAAAUUGAGAUAUUAAAAAAUAAAAUUAAAAAUAAAUUGUAUUAGGUUUAUCGUGGGCAGCUGCAACUACAGAAGGUAUUUUGGUGUAUUCACUCAAUAGUGGAUUUGUAUUUGACCCCUUCCAUUUGGAAAUAGGAAUAACACCAAAGAAAACAAGAGAGACCUUAAAUAAAAAGGAAUAUGCAUCAGGUGAGAUGAAUUUAUAAUUUCCUAAAUUUUAAAUUCUUAUUCCAAACAAAAUUAGUGCUUUAUAUUUUUCAACUAAAAGUUAAUUUAAUGCACACUAAUUAUACAUAAUACAUAAGUGGUAUUUUGUUUCUCUGAACAUUUGGAAAAAAUAAAAACAAAUUUCUAAGAUAAAUUCUAAAUUUUGUCCAAUAUUAUUUUGUGAAUAAUUUAGUUGUUACAUUCACGUUUAAUACAAUAUAAUACUGGUUAGUGUCUAUUUUGUUCUUGCCAAAUUGCAUGAUUUUCAAAUCCAUAUAAAUAUACUUAAUUGUAAUCUAUUAUUUCCAGCUUUAAUGAUGGCAUUACGGCUCAAUGAACCAAAACUUACUUCUGAAAUUUUAGAAAAUAUACCACCAAAUGAUAGUAAGUGUUUUAAUGGUAAUUCUUGAAAAUAGUAUUAAAUUAUAUGUUUUUUUUAGUUGAAUUAACUGUGGUUUCAUUGCCUCAAAUUUAUGUAGAGAAAGUUUGUAAGCAUAUUGCGAUCAUCCUAAUAACCACAAUACACAUUGAAUUUUAUGUUAAGUGGAUUAAAUGUCUGUUGAAUUCUCAUAAACCGCAUAAGACUAUAGUUUUAACACUACAAUCAAAUUUAUCUAAAAGAUAUUCAGAUUUAUCUAAGGUGUAAGUAUUUAUUUAUAUGAAAUAACAAAGGUUACAUAAUUAGUGUUAAUAAAAACUAUUAUUUAUUUUAUUAACAAUAUUUAGUUAAUAGAUAAUAUAUUUAAAAUUGUAGUAUACUUUUAUUUUUAAUAAAUUGAUUUGAUUAUGGUGAAAAUUAUUUAAUAAAAUAAAAAUAAAUUUAAUAUUUAUGUAUUUUGUUUUACAGAUGUGAUUAUAACAAAUAUACACUCAAGGUUAUAAAGAGGAUAGCUAGUUUACAAAUAAACAAAUGUAAAGAAGAAGUGAAAUCAGAAUAUGAACUGAUGGAAGUAGAUGAGAACAAUGUAAUUUCUAUUCAAUGACUAUUAAAAUGAAUGUGCAUAUAAAUCUUAAUAAAUUCUAUAUAUGUAA
This is a messenger RNA of Cinara cedri, 4959 nucleotides long. NCBI's taxonomy places the organism in Eukaryota, Metazoa, Arthropoda, Insecta, Hemiptera, Aphididae. The record is from the annotation of a GenBank genome assembly.